AUGAUAAAGGCAUUUAUUUUUAGGGCGUUUGGUCAUGCUGAAAAACUUCACAGUGAAGCUGAGGAUAAAAGAAAGCAUGGAGAUGAAGAACAAGCGUAUAUUUUGUAUUACAGAAUGUGUGAGAUUGCCAGUAUGAUUAAGGACAAGAAUGACUUCGGCCAUUUCAAGAUGACUCCGGAUGGCCGGCUUUUGCGCCAUAUUUUUGAAGAAGCAUUGUCAAAGUUGGAUGAGUUAGAAAAAAGUUUAACUGAGCAGUAUGAGAAGAAAAGAAUAGAGAAACCGGAUGUUGUUCAGAGAGAAACCAUCUCCUCUUCAAAAAGCCCUGCUGAAGUUGAUGAUAGCAAAGAUGUUACUUAUACUAUUCUUCCGCGGGAUCUUAUGACCUUUGUUAAGAAUCAGAAGAAAGUUCUUUUCAUUGACUAUCGUGAAGACUCUUCUUCCUUUAUCAAGUAUGACCGUCCAGAAGGAGUUUUUGUUGCUCGAGUGCCACCAAAUGCUAUUGUUCCUGGAUACAUCGGUCAAACUUUGAUUCGUUCGGCACCAGUCAGUGAGCGAGUGAAUUUGCAACGUAUGGGCGAAGUAGAUUUGGUUGUUCUUGUUGGCACAGAGACUCCUGUAAUUAAAGAAGGUGGGCUGCAGAAGGGGUCCCGGGAACAGAUAUUAUUUGAUGCUUUAUAUAUGUACAAUAAUAAUUUUCGUUUGCAACGGCCUCCUGUCUUUUUGGAUGGAGGGUUUUCAAACUGGAAGCAGCAUUAUCCUAUGUACGUCACUAGUGAAGCUGAAAGAUCCAACAAACUUGAAGGACUUGAACCUUCGACUAAGCUUUCAUUAGCCGUUAGCCGUUAUACGGAAGAUUUACGAGAUAUUGAGAGGGUUACUUAUCCUGACCUGCGGGACGGCUCUAAUAGGCAUGUUACGACAUCUUCAUAUGACAUGACGAAAAAACGUGUUACUGCUAGUCCAAAAGAGACUGUCUUACCCAGGCAGGAAUACGCUUCUUGGGGUUCUCCCUUAGUGGCUGGACCCUCAGAUGCUUGGCAUUUUUCUGAUUUAGGAGGGGAAAUACAUAGUGAUCCUGAAAGUAAUUCUGGUUUCAAAUCACUCUCAGCUCCUCAGGAAAAAAACGUUGAUUUCAUACAGCAAAAAGAUUAUUUAUUAGUUUAUAGGUCAGAUAAAUCAGAGCAGUUGUUGUUGAUUUUCAAUGGCGCAUUACAACAGAUUGAUAAGGAGGCGAUUAAAGAACGGGUACGGCGUGGUUUUACUGGAUUAAAAAAUCUUGGAAACACUUGUUACAUGAAUGCUACAUUGCAAGCGUUGUUCAACACAUUACCACUGCGCAGGAUUUUCUUAUCACAGUCGUAUCUAAAUGAUAUUAACAGGACGAAUCGAAAAGGGACGCGUGGCAUUUGUUCAGUAGCUUUUUCUGCUUUGAUGGAAGCGGCAUGGAGUGGCAAAUACAGCGUAAUCAAUCCAAGUUUUUUUCGCAGCAUUUUUGUCAGUCAUGUUAACCAUGAUUUUGGCGAUUUUAAACAGCACGAUGCUCAGGAAUUUCAAAUUUUUUUACUGGCUGCAUUACACGAAGACAUGGACAAGGUGCAGGAACCUAAGAUUUUUGAACAAAACUACACAGGCAAAAAUCUUCAAAAAGAAGCCCUCGAAUUUGAAGAGAAUUGGAGGUUAUAUACCAAUUCACUGAUUAAUGACGUUUUUAGGUGCAUUACACUUUCGGUGAAGAAAUGCGGUACAUGCAAUUACAAAAGUGUUUCGUUCGAAGAAAUAACUCAGCUUUCUAUCGCCAUAUCGGAGACGUCUUUGAGCGAAUGCAUUGCUUCCCAUUUCAAGGAGAUCUCGCUCAAAGGGGAAUCAAGGUGGAAGUGCCCCGACUGUAAUCACUAUCGUGAUUCUUCUUUAAAAACAGGCAUCUGGAGAACUCCUCAGAUUUUGGUGAUUCAUUUGAAACGAUCGUUUGAUGGGGUGAAUAAGAACGAUACUCUUGUAGCAUUUGGUACUGACACUUUAGAUUUGAAAUCGUGUUUACAUUCUUCAGCUACUUCUAGCGGUUCUCGAUACAAGCUAUACGCGGUUACUAACCAUAUAGGAAGUCUUAAUAGUGGACAUUAUGUAGCGUAUAUUCGAAAUGUACAAGACGAUGGGACGACACAGUGGCUAGUUGUUGAUGAUGACGUUGUGAGGCCGAUAAGUGAAAAUGUCCUUUGUACAAAGCAUGCUGUUGUAUUGUAUUAUAUAAGAACUGAUUGA
Molecule: messenger RNA, 2259 nt
Organism: Enterobius vermicularis (human pinworm)
Lineage: Eukaryota; Metazoa; Nematoda; Chromadorea; Rhabditida; Oxyuridae
Source: the annotation of a GenBank genome assembly